Messenger RNA from Physeter macrocephalus (sperm whale), 2962 nucleotides. It is a transcript of the gene KAT2A, whose product is annotated as lysine acetyltransferase 2A. The transcript is spliced from 18 exons. Lineage: Eukaryota; Metazoa; Chordata; Mammalia; Artiodactyla; Physeteridae. The record is from RefSeq and is a predicted model, not a curated record. The coding region runs from base 60 to 2600 and encodes 846 amino acids. Gene Ontology annotation, molecular function: histone H3 acetyltransferase activity; protein binding. Gene Ontology annotation, biological process: chromatin remodeling; positive regulation of transcription by RNA polymerase II. Gene Ontology annotation, cellular component: ATAC complex; nucleus.
GCGGCCCUAGGGCUGGGAGCGCCGCGCCGCGCUGCGCCGCGCUCCGCUGCGGGGAGGCCAUGACGGAACCUUCCCAGGCCUCGACCCCGGCCCCGGCCGCGCAGCCCCGUCCCCUUCAGUCCCCAGCCCCCGCCCCAACUCCGACUCCUACCCUCAGCCCGGCUUCGGCCCCGACUCCGGCUCCCACUCCGGCAUCAGCCCCAGCCCCAGCUACAGCCCCAGCCGGGAGCACAGGGACUGGGGGGCCCGGGGUAGGAAGUGGGGGUACCGGGAGCGGGGGUGAUCCGGCUCGACCUGGCCUGAGCCAGCAGCAGCGCGCCAGCCAGAGGAAGGCGCAAGUCCGGGGGCUGCCGCGCGCCAAGAAGCUUGAGAAGCUAGGGGUCUUCUCGGCUUGCAAGGCCAAUGAGACCUGCAAGUGCAAUGGCUGGAAAAACCCCAAGCCCCCCACUGCACCCCGCAUGGACCUGCAGCAGCCAGCUGCCAACCUGAGCGAGCUGUGCCGCAGCUGUGAGCACCCCUUGGCCGACCACGUGUCCCACCUGGAGAAUGUGUCAGAGGAUGAGAUUAACCGGCUCUUGGGGAUGGUGGUGGACGUGGAGAAUCUGUUCAUGUCUGUUCACAAGGAGGAGGAUACGGACACCAAGCAGGUCUAUUUCUACCUCUUCAAGGUGAGCUUCUUCCAACUCCUGCGGAAAUGCAUCCUGCAGAUGACUCGGCCCGUGGUGGAGGGGUCCCUGGGCAGCCCCCCUUUUGAGAAGCCUAAUAUUGAGCAGGGUGUGCUGAACUUUGUGCAGUACAAGUUUAGUCAUCUGGCUCCCCGGGAGCGGCAGACAAUGUUCGAGCUCUCGAAGAUGUUCCUGCUCUGCCUUAACUACUGGAAGCUUGAGACGCCUGCCCAGUUUCGGCAGAGGUCUCAGGCCGAGGACGUGGCUACCUACAAGGUCAAUUAUACCAGAUGGCUCUGUUACUGCCACGUUCCCCAGAGCUGCGAUAGCCUUCCCCGGUACGAGACCACUCACGUCUUUGGGCGGAGCCUUCUCCGCUCCAUCUUCACCGUUACCCGGCGACAGCUGCUGGAGAAGUUCCGGGUGGAGAAGGACAAGCUGGUGCCCGAGAAGAGGACCCUCAUUCUCACCCACUUCCCCAAAUUCCUGUCUAUGCUGGAGGAGGAGAUCUACGGGGCAAACUCUCCAAUCUGGGAGUCGGGCUUCACCAUGCCGCCCUCGGAGGGAACCCAGCUGGUGCCCCGGCCGGCUACAGUCAGCGCUGCGGUUGUUCCCAGCGCCCCCAUCUUCAGUCCCACCAUGGCUGGGGGCAGCAACAGCUCCUUGAGCCUGGAUUCCGGAGGGGCUGAGCCCAUGCCAGCUUCCUCAGCAGGCGAGAAGAGGAAGCUCCCAGAGAACCUGACCCUGGAGGAUGCCAAACGGCUCCGUGUGAUGGGUGACAUCCCCAUGGAGCUCGUCAAUGAGGUCAUGCUCACCAUCACGGAUCCUGCGGCCAUGCUCGGGCCUGAGACGAGCUUGCUGUCGGCUAACGCCGCCCGGGAUGAGACUGCCCGCCUGGAGGAGCGCCGCGGCAUCAUCGAGUUCCACGUCAUUGGCAACUCGCUCACGCCCAAGGCCAACCGGCGGGUGUUGCUGUGGCUCGUAGGGCUGCAGAACGUCUUCUCCCACCAGCUGCCACGCAUGCCCAAGGAGUACAUCGCCCGCCUCGUCUUUGACCCGAAGCACAAGACUCUGGCCUUGAUCAAGGACGGGCGGGUCAUUGGUGGGAUCUGCUUCCGCAUGUUUCCCACCCAGGGCUUCACGGAGAUUGUCUUCUGCGCUGUCACCUCAAACGAGCAGGUCAAGGGCUAUGGGACUCACCUGAUGAACCACCUGAAGGAGUAUCACAUCAAACACAACAUUCUCUACUUCCUCACCUACGCCGACGAGUACGCCAUUGGCUACUUUAAAAAGCAGGGCUUCUCCAAGGACAUCAAGGUGCCCAAGAGCCGCUACUUGGGCUACAUUAAGGACUAUGAGGGCGCGACACUGAUGGAGUGUGAGCUGAACCCUCGAAUUCCCUACACGGAGCUGUCCCACAUCAUCAAGAAGCAGAAGGAGAUCAUCAAGAAGCUGAUUGAGCGCAAACAGGCACAGAUCCGAAAGGUCUACCCCGGGCUCAGUUGCUUCAAGGAGGGUGUGAGGCAGAUCCCUGUGGAGAGCGUCCCCGGCAUUCGAGAGACGGGCUGGAAGCCGCUGGGGAAGGAGAAGGGGAAGGAGCUGAAGGACCCAGACCAGCUCUACACGACCCUCAAAAACCUGCUGGCCCAGAUCAAGUCCCACCCUAGUGCCUGGCCGUUCAUGGAGCCCGUGAAGAAGUCAGAGGCCCCAGACUACUACGAGGUCAUCCGCUUCCCCAUCGACCUGAAGACCAUGACAGAGAGGCUGCGCAGCCGCUACUACGUGACCCGUAAGCUCUUUGUAGCUGACCUGCAGCGGGUCAUCGCCAACUGCCGCGAGUACAACCCCCCGGACAGCGAGUACUGCCGCUGCGCCAGCGCCCUGGAGAAGUUCUUCUACUUCAAGCUCAAGGAGGGCGGGCUCAUUGACAAGUAGUCUGGCUUUGGACCGCGGCCUCAACCUGGAAUGUCUCCACCUCGGGUUCUGAUCUGAUCCCUGGGGUGCCCUUGUGCCCAGGUCUGCUUCGGUUUGAGACACUCCAGCCAGGGGCCCUCCAGCCCCUGAUCCUGCAGCCCUUUCAGGGCCCUGGGACACCCCCAAGCCUGCAGCUCUGUCCCACCCUUCAUUGUGUCUGACCUUGGGAAGGGGUCUCUCAGGUCUGGGGUUCAGCCCCUCUAAGAGUGGCUGGUGGCCAGAGGAUGAACCCUGUCCAGCCCUGGUGGCCCCCCGUCCUGAUCCCCGCUUCUUCGUCCCACCCACCGCCCCCCCCACACACACCCAAACACACACACACACAC